CAUAUUCACAACAUUAAAGAAGUCUCGUAACUCCAACUACCCAAAAUAAGCAGCCACCGACCCACUCGAAUCUAGUCGAUGUCGCUUACAGCCAAAGCCGUCGCCGAGUUCGGAUCAUCCUAACACUUCGUAUUUCGCUCAGAGUAGUUUGAUUGGUUCGUAGUUAUGAGUACUGGAAACCUUCUCAAUGUCCAGCCUUCGGAGCUCAAAUUCCAUUUUGAAUUGAAGAAGCAGAGCUCGUGUUCUAUGCAAUUGACCAACAAGACAGAUAAACAUGUGGCUUUCAAGGUUAAAACAACCAAUCCUAAGAAAUACUGUGUUCGACCCAAUGCUGGAAUCGUUUUGCCUGGUGGUUCAUGCAAUGUAACGGUGACAAUGCAAGCCCAAAAAGAGGCGCCUCUAGAUAUGCAGUGUAAGGACAAAUUUCUCCUUCAAAGUGUUUCUGCACCAGAAGCUUCGGCAGCGAAGGACAUAACUUCUGAAAUGUUUAACAAGGAGAAUGGGAAGGUUGCGGAGGAGUUCAAGUUGCGCGUGGUUUACAUUCCUGCAAAUCCUCCAUCUCCUGUUCCUGAAGAAUCAGAUGAAGGGUCUCCUUCCAGUGCUCUUGCAACACAGAAUGGGAGACAAAGAUCAUCGUCGUUUGAUGCUGUAUCAAAAUCUCUUGAGUUGCCCAAACAGAAAUCAUCAGAGGCAUGGUUGAUGAUCUCUAGGUUGACUGAGGAGAAAGCUUCUGCUUUGCAAGAAAAUCAGAAGCUCCGUCGGGAACUGGAACUGGCUAGGAAAGGCUCGAGCAAAGGUGUAGUGCGUGGAUUUUCUUUGUUAUUUGCUGGCCUUGUUGGUCUAUUGGGUGUUGCAAUUGGCUACCUAGUCAAGAGAUCAUAGGGAGAUGGAUACUCUCUCCAUUUCCUUCGGUGUUGGCAUCAACGAGUGCGGCGUUCCUUUCUUUCCCAUUAGAAACCCUUAAUUUGAACAAUCUAAUCAUUUCAUUUGUAUAUUAUUUAACAAUCUCAUUGGUUCAUCAAUCCAUGUAUUUGAGCACUUGAUAUCUUAUUAGUUUAGAAUGAGAUUUCUAACUCUGUUACCAUUAUUUGACAACUGUUACUCUCUAUUUUCAGACUUGUCUCCA
Messenger RNA from Humulus lupulus (European hop), 1126 nucleotides. RefSeq names its product vesicle-associated protein 1-3. The transcript has 8 exons. The coding region runs from base 166 to 882 and encodes 238 amino acids. Gene Ontology annotation, biological process: endoplasmic reticulum membrane organization. Gene Ontology annotation, cellular component: endoplasmic reticulum membrane; plasma membrane. NCBI's taxonomy places the organism in Eukaryota, Viridiplantae, Streptophyta, Magnoliopsida, Rosales, Cannabaceae. The record is from RefSeq and is a predicted model, not a curated record.